AUGGCCGACACGGUUCAGACGACGGCGGCCGAGAAGGAUAUCGCGCAGACGACGGGUGCUGCGACGCAUAAUGGCGUGAACCCGGCGGUGGUGCACCGCGGCUACGACCCCCGGAACCCGAUGGCCAACAUCCACGCCGACGACCAGGCCCGGCUACCCGCCUUCGGUGGUGAGUUCCAGCCCGGUCUCUACCGGUCGGUCGAGGCGCGCAAGUUCGCCAACCCGGCGCCGCUCGGCCUCUCCGCUUUCGCCCUCACGACCUUUGUGCUCUCGGCCGUCAACAUGAACGCGCGCGACCUCACCGCGCCCAACAUCGCUGUCCCUCUCGCUUUUGGCUAUGGUGGUCUCGUCCAACUUCUCGCCGGCAUGUGGGAAAUGGCUGUUGGCAACACCUUCGGUGCCACCGCGCUCUCGUCCUACGGCGGUUUCUGGAUCGCCUACGCCAUCCUGCUGACUCCCAACUGGAACAUCGUGGGCCCCGGCGGGCCAUACAUCCCCCUGGACGACCAGGGAAAUCCCGUUUCCAACAUGGCUGACUCGGCACUCGGUCUCUUCCUGACGGGCUGGUUCAUCUUCACCACCAUCCUGCUGCUGUGCACGCUGCGCUCGACCGUCAUGUUCUUCAUGCUCUUCUUCACCCUCGACCUCGCCUUCCUCAUGCUUGCCUGCGGCCACUACGCCAAGGACAACGGCGUCGCCGACGUCGCCAAGAGGCUCACCCAGGCUGGUGGCGGCUUCGGCAUGCUUGCCGCGUUUUUGGCGUGGUACAAUGCCUUUGCCGGUAUCGCUGACAGCAGCAACUCGUUCUUCCUCAUCCCCGUCUUCCACUUCCCGUGGUCUGAGAAGGGUCGCGAGGCCAGGCUCGCCAAGACGAACAGCCACACGGCUGCUGCCUAG
This is a messenger RNA of Chaetomium globosum CBS 148.51, 897 nucleotides long. RefSeq lists its product as uncharacterized. Lineage: Eukaryota; Fungi; Ascomycota; Sordariomycetes; Sordariales; Chaetomiaceae. The transcript has 3 exons. The record is from RefSeq and is a predicted model, not a curated record. Gene Ontology annotation, molecular function: acetate transmembrane transporter activity. Gene Ontology annotation, cellular component: plasma membrane. The coding region runs from base 1 to 897 and encodes 298 amino acids.